Molecule: messenger RNA, 2448 nt
Organism: Amblyraja radiata (thorny skate)
Lineage: Eukaryota; Metazoa; Chordata; Chondrichthyes; Rajiformes; Rajidae
Product: transmembrane protein 87A
Exons: 20
Coding region: 64-1830 (588 amino acids)
Biological process (GO): retrograde transport, endosome to Golgi
Cellular component (GO): Golgi apparatus; Golgi cisterna membrane
Source: RefSeq, a predicted model, not a curated record
CGGGAGGCGGAAGUGACGGUGCGUUCGUGUGGGAGUGAGGUGGCUGCUGCACCGCGGGUGGGGAUGAUGUUGGGCCCGGGCGGAGGGUCCAGUUACUUUUACCUUCUCCUGCUCGGCGCUUUUAGCCGGGUCAGCAUCGCCGCCGAGGUGUCCAAAUGGAAUAUUCCAGUUACGAAGUUGAUUUCUAAUCACACAUUCAGGAAGACUCUUUUCAACGACACAACAAUUUAUUUGCGCUUUCUCAGUGAAAAGAAAGCGUGUGAUUCCUCGCUGACGUUUAAUAUCUCCUGGUACCUCAGGUAUUCGCACUGCUACAAUGAAGUUUUCACCAUGCCAGAUGAGCAGAAUGAUGUAUACUUUGAAAAUAACAGAGAAGUCCAUGAAGGAUGGUCUGGAAGCUAUGCUCAAAAUUACUUCGUUGUUGAGAACUGCACAGAGCUCUUUAAGCCACAGACUUACCAUCCAUCUUUGAUCCAAGUGAAGAAAUUGGAGCCAGUGAAGGAGAAUCCAAGAAGUGCACAAGAAGGCGACAAAGACAAUGCAACAAUUUUGCCUCCGGUCUCUGGGACUGCGGUUCCUGGCAUAUUCAGAAGUUGGGAAGAUGGACCAUAUUUGUUCAUAAUUAAAAUCCAAAUAUCACAUAAGGAGGCAAAGAAUCCAGAAAGCAGUCAAAGCACCAAAUCCACAGGAAAAGUAGUUGCUCCAGUGAAAAAUGACAGUAAGGGGAAUGGAAAAACAAAGAGAGAAGCUGCAGCGACAAAGCAGGAUGAUUUGUCUCUCACAAUGAUUGUUGAAAUGAAAGGACAAUAUGAAUAUAUCUCUCCAGUAGACUGGCCUUGCAUGAUGUUUUUUAUGGUGAUGUGCAUCGUGUACGUGCUGUUCGCAGCCUUGUGGCUUUUCUGGUCUGCCUGCUACUGGAGGGACCUGCUGCGAAUCCAGUUCUGGAUCGGUGCAGUCAUCUUUCUAGGAAUGUUGGAGAAGGCGGUCUUUUAUGCAGAGUACCAGAGCAUCCGCUACAAGGGAGAGUCAGUGCAAGGAGCAGCAAUUUUUGCGGAAUUACUCUCUGCUCUGAAACGAUCUUUGGCUCGUGUUCUGGUCAUCAUAGUCAGUCUCGGAUAUGGAAUUGUGAAGCCUCGUUUGGGUGCUAUGUUGCAUAGAGUCGUUGGUGUUGGCCUCCUUUAUUUAAUUUUCUCAGCGAUAGAAGGCUACCUUCGGGUUACUGGAGUCCCAUUUGUUUCCUUGGCUCUUAUAGGGAACAUCAGUCUCUCGAUCAUCGACACCUGUAUACUCUGGUGGAUAUUUAUCAGCUUGACCCAAACGAUGAAGAUGUUAAAACUGCGAAGGAAUGUUGUGAAGUUAUCCUUGUACAGACAUUUCACAAAUACGCUCAUCUUUGCUGUGAUAGCAUCAAUAUUUUUCAUUAUUUGGACAACAAAGAAGUUCCGGCUCGCAGACUGUCAAUCGGACUGGAGAGAACGGUGGAUAGAUGAUGCGUUCUGGCGAUUGUUAUUUUCCGUCAUUCUGUUGGUUAUAAUCAUCUUGUGGAGGCCAUCAGCAAACAACCAAAGGUUUGCUUUCACCCCUCUUACCGAUGAAGAUUACGAUGAUGACCUCAAGGAGCCAAUGCUCAAUGAAGCUUUUGAGGGAAUGAAGAUGAGAGGGACAAAAGCAGAAUCCAAUGGCACUACAAAACUAAGUAAAGUGGAUGAAGAUUUGAAGUGGGUUGAGGAGAAUGUCCCAUCUUCCAUGGCAGAUGUAGCUCUUCCUGCCCUCCUGGACUCCGAUGAGGAAAUUAUGACCACAAAAUUUGAGAUUUCGAAAAUGGAGUGAAAAUGAAGAUGAGAAAGCACCACACUUGUUUUGAUGCAAUAGAUAUCCAGGAGAAUAUAUCUUUGGUCUGCACACAAACACUGGAAUUGUUCGGUGUCACGUGGUUUCAAUGGGGUUGGGUGGGAAGAAGAGUGUACUUUAUACGUUGAAGUGCAAUUCUGAUUUUUAUUUUUUUAAACCAAGUUAGUUAUUUUGCUCGUACUUGUCAUAGGUGUCUGAUUUGGAUGGGCUUAUACUUUGGUGUUCAGGUAAACCUAAGGGCUGGUCUACAACUAUUCCUAAUCAAGCUGAUCCACAAAGGACAAGCCAGUUAACCUGUUUGCCCUUCCCUCUUCCUUUCCAACCCUAUGCUGCCAAAUGAAGUAUUUGUACUCCAGUACUCCAAAUUUAUUUUGUAUGGGACUUCUGAGGAAGGGUCAAGUUUUCGAGACACUGGACUGUACAGCCGGAUAUGUUAUAGAUAGCUAGCUGUGCUGGCACCUUGGAUGGCGAUUCCAAUCUCAUUGGAAGUGGUAUUAAAAUGAAGUUUUGUAAAUCUGGUUUUGGUGCAGCUUGGUAAAACUAUCAAGGGAGCUUGUGAUUUUGUCUCAAAUUAAAUAAAGAAUCGUAGGGGUUAAA